This is a messenger RNA of Syngnathus acus (greater pipefish), 1010 nucleotides long. It is a transcript of the gene cideb, whose product is annotated as cell death inducing DFFA like effector b. Bases 10 to 717 code for a protein of 235 amino acids. The transcript has 5 exons. Gene Ontology annotation, biological process: regulation of apoptotic process; apoptotic process. Lineage: Eukaryota; Metazoa; Chordata; Actinopteri; Syngnathiformes; Syngnathidae. The record is from RefSeq and is a predicted model, not a curated record.
UGUAUCUGGAUGGUCAGCACUCGAGGAGCAAAGUCCACGAUGCGCUUGUUAAAGCUGACAUUGUUAUUGUUAAGUCACACCAGUGAGAACAAGCGACUCGCCAUGGACGCAACGUCGUCAUUGAUUAAGUCGGUAACCAAGCGAGUGUGGUCCGCGCCCCAGCGUCCGUUCAGGGUUCGCGGUCCCAACCGAGAGGCCAAGAAGGGCAUCACGGCCGGGACUUUGGAGGAACUGAAAGAGAGGGUCUGUCAGGCGCUGUCGCUGGUUACUCUGGUGUCCCUGGUCUGCGAAGAGGACGGGACGGAGGUGGACUCGGACGAUUUCCUGGCGACGUUGCCGGACAACGCCGCCAUCGUGGCCCUGGAGCCCGGUCAGACGUGGCGACCUCCGUCGGGUGCCUCUGUGUCCCGAUGUCAAGACAAGAGCAAGUCCAAGACGGGAAAAGACAUCGCCAGCGUCACCUUGGACCUAUACAAGAUGAACCCCAGGGAUAUGUUUGGCUCUUUGAGCGUGAAGGCCACUUUUCAGGGCCUGUACUCGGUCAGCGCCGACUUCCAGUGUCUGGGACCCAAAAAAGUUCUCAGAGAGGCCCUUCGCGUGGCCUCGGCCCUCCUCAACGCCGCCGGACACCUGCUCAUCACUUCGGCCUCGGUGAUCCGCCGCGUCAUUGAGGGCGUGGAGCUUUGGCAGCCCCCGCAGAGGGCCCAUCUAAAUUGAUCAAAAAGCAUCAUUUUGAUGGACCGACCGGGAGCUUCACAUUGAUUUUGUACAUCAUUCCAAACUUUGGUGCAGGUCAGCGGGUAGGCUGUGUUUUUUUUCUUGGGUUAUUUUGUAAACAUGUGUCAUGGCUCAUCAUCCAUUCAUUUUCAAGUGGAGACCAUACGUAGCACGAGCAGAUGUGUAAGAGCUGUAUUGACUUGUACACGCAUGCGACAGACCUAACGUGUGGAAGGAACACUUGUUUUGAAGGCAACAAUGCAUGAGAAACACCAGCUGAAAGCAAACGUCAC